Staurois parvus is the source of this 593-nucleotide messenger RNA. The record is from the annotation of a GenBank genome assembly. Lineage: Eukaryota; Metazoa; Chordata; Amphibia; Anura; Ranidae.
GACCCCGGGCCCUCGGGCAGUGCCCAGUUUUACAAAUGUCAGUCAGGCCGUGUGGAGAACAUGCAAACUCCAGGCAGGUGGUGCCGUGGUUCCAAAGUAAAAAGCAUAUAGGCACAAGCAGGGCCGAAUCUAGCCUGUCUGAUGUGGUGGUGCAGAAAAAAUGUCAGGGGGGCAGAGAAUGGGAGAUCAGAAAGGCACUGUACAAGGGGUCAGCAGGGUAUAGGAUAGGGUCAGCAUUAUGUAGGGCAGUGUACAGAUGGCAUUCAUUUGUAGGGCAGUGUACAGGAGACAACAGAGCUGAAGACAGGGGUCACUGCUGGCAGGGCAGAGGACAGGGGUCACUACUGGCAGGGCAGAGGACAGGGGUCACUGCUGGCAGGGCAGAGGACAGGGGUCACUGCUGGCAGGGCAGAGGACAGGGGUUACUGUUGGCAGGGCAGAGGACAGGGGUCACUGCUGGCAGGACAGAGGACAGGGGUCACUGUGGGCAGGGCACUCAGAAGAGUUCCUUCUCCCAUCCCUGCACUGCACACAGCCUGGGUACAGGCGGAAGAGCUCCUCUUCCAGGGGAGGACAGGGGAGUGAUACAGGCA